Parathielavia appendiculata is the source of this 1092-nucleotide messenger RNA. RefSeq lists its product as uncharacterized. Bases 257 to 682 code for a protein of 141 amino acids. The transcript has 5 exons. Lineage: Eukaryota; Fungi; Ascomycota; Sordariomycetes; Sordariales; Chaetomiaceae. The record is from RefSeq and is a predicted model, not a curated record.
CUUCCAUCUAUGGGCAGCUCCAAUUGGCAUGUGCUAAAGCGGCGUACUGUUACUUAGCUCACUAGGGUCGCAAUCCCCAAUUCUCGGUCUAAUAACGGCUGUAAGAUACGGACUGUUAUUCAUCCGUUGUUUUCAGACUGUACUGCUCGUUUGAUUAUAUAAAGUGGUAUCAAGUCCGUCUUCGCUUCAGUUUGAUUACCUAGGUUCAUCUCUGCCCCCUUGGCAAACUCGCCCAGCAGGUCUCGGACACGAAGCCAUGCAGUUCAAAUACCUCCUCACUGGGGCUCUCCUUCCCCUGGGCCUCUUGGCAAGUCCCACGCCGGAAACAGAGGCCUCGCCCGAUGCCUUUAACAGCGUCAAUCAGUCCCUGAACCCCCGGGAGUUCACCCGCCCUCAGGAAUGCAAGAUUAUCGGCAGCUCCACGACCGUGAACUGCCGCAGGGGCCCCGGCACAAAAUAUAGUGUCGAGCGCACACUGCGUGUGGGCACCACAUACGACUUCUGGUGUGUUCGCACUGGAGAGUGCGUUACUAUCAACGGUUUUCGAAACUGCGGCUGGGACUACUCGAGGCAGCUCGGCUGCUAUGUUAGCGGGCACUAUACGAGCUCUGCGUGCUCUCUUGCUGGGCUUGGCGGGUGCGGUGGUGCCGACGACGAAGACGCUGCAGGCCCAUUCAGCUGAAAGACCAAGCUCGUAUGCGAAUAUCCAGGGAGCUACACUCUAGUUGGCAUGUCCUUUGCCAAGAGGGGGUUGGCGUUAAUCGUGGAUGGAAAUGUGAAUAGGUGAACUUGAAACCAUGCCAGGAACAUUGGGUCGCUUGUAUAGGCCUGUUUAACGCUAUUAGUAUCCUGUCACAUUUUCCUGUUCCGUGGUCUUGACCAUUCCAUGAAAAGCGUUGUCAAAUCUGGUGUCAGUGAGACACCGAUCAUUACAGGCGCCGUAAGCUGUUGGGUCCGGCUUCCUUUCCAGUCCUCCGACCUAUUGAUUUGUCGCUUCACAUUCUUGAAAGCUACUUAGUCAGUUUCAAGUCAACUCUUCUCCCUUUAUAGUACUCAACGCCAACGUCGCUUUGACAGGAUUCAAAAUUUACG